Messenger RNA from Olea europaea var. sylvestris, 1361 nucleotides. Its product is annotated as acyl-protein thioesterase 2-like. The transcript is spliced from 10 exons. Bases 281 to 1138 code for a protein of 285 amino acids. NCBI's taxonomy places the organism in Eukaryota, Viridiplantae, Streptophyta, Magnoliopsida, Lamiales, Oleaceae. The record is from RefSeq and is a predicted model, not a curated record. Gene Ontology annotation, molecular function: hydrolase activity.
AUUCUAUUGUUUUCUUGAAAUAUUAUUGGGUUAAAUGGUUGAAAGUUCGUUCUUUUUCCAUUUUGUCCACUAGAAAAUUGAUUCUUUGAAUGUGCAUUAUAAGACCAAAGACCGACUCUUUUUGGCUCGAGGGUCAUUACUGAAUUUAUGUGUUUAUUGAUGUGUGUGGAUUCUAUGUGCUCAUAAAGAUUAUGGCUUUAUUUAUUUUAUUUUUUGUCCUUAUGCUUCAUUUUCAUGGGUUCCUUUCUCUUUCUGAAUGUCUUUUUGUAGGUAGUUCUAGAUGGGGUGUAAAUGGUGGAUGCCAAUACUAGACCUGAACUCUUUGUUCUCACUGCAAGUGGGAUUCUUCUCCAUUGCGCAUUUAUCUGAGUCGAAAAUGAGCGUCAGUGGCUCUGCUGAAGGUAGCCAAACAUCUAGAAGGGCAUUUGAGUUUGGAAGGACUCAUGUUGUCAGGCCAAGAGGGAGACACGAAGCUACAAUCGUUUGGCUUCAUGGCCUUGGUGAUAGAGGCUCAAGCUGGUCCCAGCUCUUGGAAAACCUUCCUCUUCCAAAUAUAAAGUGGAUCUGCCCAACUGCUCCUACUCGACCGGUGUCUUUAUUUGGUGGAUUUCCUUCCACUGCUUGGUUUGAUGCAGAAGAUAUUUCGGAGGAUGCACCUGACGAUGUAGAGGGCUUGGAUGCAUCGGCAGCACACGUGGCCAAUCUUUUGUCAACAGAACCUGCUGAUAUUAAACUAGGUGUUGGGGGAUUUAGUAUGGGUGCUGCAACCGCUCUCUACUCAGCCACUUGUCAUGUUUUUGCACGGUACGGGAACAGAAACCCGUACCCAGUUAACCUGAGCUCUGUUGUUGGUCUUAGUGGCUGGCUACCAUGUUCAAGGAUACUGAGAAACCAACUGAAAGAAUCCAAUGAGACUUCAGCACGUGCAGCAACAUUGCCUAUUUUACUCUGUCAUGGACCUGGAGAUGAAGUGGUGGCUUAUAAACAUGGAGAAAAAUCUGCACGUAUAUUAAGUUCAGCUGGGUUCCAAAAUCUUACAUUUAGAACAUAUGACGGACUUGGCCAUUAUACCAUUCCUGAAGAAAUGGAAGAUGUCUGUCGCUGGUUAACUGCAAGAUUGAGGCUUGGGGGAUCUUAAUUGUGAAAAGGUCUCCGAGGAAGCAUGGGGUAUACAUGAAGAAAAGAAAAAUAAGUGUAACAGCUAUAGAAAGAUGUAGCUUAAAUAAUAUGGGAACUUUAUACUGAUGCGUUCUAUAAAUGUCUCUAUUUUGUGUUGCUGAAGAAAAUUAUGCCUAUUUCAUUGAUGUUUUACCUUCAGUUCCUUCCCUUGCAAGAACAGAUCAAAGAAACUUCUUUCCUUA